AUGACAGAUGGACGAAGUAAUAACAAAUAUCUUGUGACAAUGAAGAAAUGUAACAGAAAUAAUCAGAGACAAUUAUGGAAAUGUGUAGGUGAGAGGAUCAAGCAGACACAGUCAGGCAGAUACAUGUACAUGUACAAGUACUACGGAGAACAUUACGGACAUGUUAGAACAAGAAAAUAUUGGCGUUAUGCAUCAAAAUGGACGCAUUUUGGUUCCAAAAAAGAUGUCUGUUCACAAGGUAGUCAGAUUCUGAAACUUUUCAUCAAAAAAUACAUUAAUAAAAUUCCUCUUCAUGAGAUAAGCUAACAGCAGUUUUUCUAGUGCAAUGUCUAGCUCAACUUACAUACAGUCUCAACGUUAAGAGAUUAGCAGAACUAUAACAAAGGGCCUUCACUCGAAACAUCGAAGUUUUACUUGUAUUUUUCAAAAACUAAAGUUGAAUCUCUAAAUAUCCAUCUCAAAAUACACUUAGUGAUUGAAUUUAUGAUUGGAACAACUGGAACCUUUAUUCCAGCUAAAUUUACUGGAGGCUUUAGCAAUAAAAGGAGGCUUUAUUCCGGUCUCAUUUCCCGCCUAAAAUAUAGGUCCAUCAAAUUAUAGAACCCUUGUCUUCGUUUAUCUGAACCACGAGAGUUAAGGUAACUCAUAGUGCAACACUUUAAUUCCCUUGCAAACUUUCACCGACUAUCGAGUUUUAUAAAAACAACUUGACAAAAAAUUCCACGUACCUUGACACGCUAUUUCUUCUUCUUAGCUGUAGGAUGCGAUACAUUCGUAGAUGGUUCACAUCUCCUCAUCCUUGAUAAAACAAAAUGUGAAGAACAGUCGGAAUGUUUGGGAGAGAAAAAAAUCAAAUUGAGCAACACGAAAUGUUUCCUCUUACCAAAUAAAACUCAAUAUUUACACAAUGAUACAUGGAAAGCAUUGGAAAUACAGAAUGACAGUUUCGAAAUUACAGUGGACAAAGAAUCCCUCCCAAAUCCCGUUUGUUAUUUACAGUGGGAUUUGAGUAAAACUCCAGAAAGCUGGGGAGGACUAAUGGUUAAGGUACUAUUCGAGUGUGAGGAUUCAAGUGCUGCAACAAUUCGUAAAACUGAACACUGCGUCGUAAUUAAAUACACCGGAACUUUUAAAGGUAAGCAUCAUUCUACAAAAUUUUCCAUAUGAAAGUAUGUAGUCUGCUCACGACUAUAUUGAAUAGCAUUAUCGGCAGUUCUGUCUAAAUAGGUGUUCUCUUACGAUCGUCCAAUGAUUACUAGAGGGGCAAACUGGACUAUAUGGAAAAACAUAUGCUAUCUGGAAAAUAAAAACAAUAAAAAACAUAUAUAGUACCAGGUAUUGAAAACAUAUGGUAACAAAAUGAAAACAUAUGGUAUCUGGUAUUGUAUCAAACUGAAACGAUUCCCUACCCUAUAAUCGAGGUGAUAUUAUUUAAUCACUUAACAGCAUAUUGCAGCAAUGAACCCCAGGUUAUACAUGUGAAACUGCCUUGUACAAAACAUAUAGCUCCGUUUUAGAUAGCUCCCUUCUGAGGGAAUAUAGACGUAAUUACUUUGAAUAUAAUGUACCUAAUCCAACAGGUUUCCACGAUGAUGGUGACGAUGACGACGAUGGUGAUGAUAAUGAUAAUGAUGGUGACGACAAUGAUGGUGAUAAUAAUGAUGGUAAUGGUGGUGAUAAAACUAACAAAGACAAAACAGAUGCAGAUCAAAAGAACAAUGGUGGUGAUAAAGACAACACUCAAACUAUAAUUAUAAUUGUCUGUGUGUUGGUCGUCCUGCUUUUAUCUGGUCUCGUAGUGUUCGUUAUAUACAAAUAUAGAAACAGGUAAGCUAUCUGACCAGUUGCAUAUAGUUCUGCAUGGUCAUAGUAUUAGUUUUGUACAUUCAUCCUUUCUAGGAAACUUUCUUACACACCACACCAUACCAGUAUACCACACUACACAAAUACACUGUUACACUGAGAUUGUCGAUUUUCCCAAUAGUAAAAAAAUAUUGGACAAGUAAACCAUGCCUGAGCCAAUGGAAAAUCAACCCAAUUAGCGUUAAUAAAAUUCCAAAGCUGCAGAUUUAGUAGAAACUAUAUUUCAAACUUUUUGUUCUUCGUAAGGCUUGUCUGCUAUGGUAGAAGGAACACCGAAAGACAAGGUAUAGUUUUUCAUUCGUUUCUAUCAAGUUUUUAAAAAUUCUCAUUGUUUGCAAGAUACGUUGUUUAACUAGCCAUAAAACUUUGACGGACAACUUUUAAGUGAAAUGUUUGGAUCACUUGUUGAAAUGGUUUAAAUGCGCAUGCAAUGUACCGAUAUGUACUCCACCAAUAUUUAAUGUCAUCCAUUUUUACAACCACAGAUGCGGCACCCAAACAAGAAUAUGCAGACGCUAUGAACCCACUCUAUCCAGCAAAUAACAACUAUUCGGGGCAAAGAGAAUGUGAACUUUACGAAUCAACUCCCGACCAUGUCUACCAGUACGUGGACACUGACCACAAAACCACGGUUCCACCACCUCAAAAUCUUACGUAUGACUACGCUGUCGUUGAUGGUCCAUUGACCAAAGGUGAGCGAUCGAGUGUGGAACUUGAUGCUACAGGUGGGAAAGGUACACCUUUGCAUGGAUGAUGGACUUAGACUUGAUAAAGAGGAGCAGAUUGAGAAAAGAAGGAUAUAAUUCAAUACAGUAUCAAAACGCCACUAGACAUACUUAUACUAUGUUCUUGAAGAACCAUAAAUAUUUAUUACAAAGAGUAAAGGCUGUUUUAACCUCAGAACUUUUGAAGUUCUCUGAUGUCCCAUAAUUCUUAAUCCUUAAUCCAUAGCAUAACACGGACAGUGCAUUCAUUCAUUCACAAUUGCUGCAACUUAUAACAAAUUAAACUAAUUUCAACGGUUAUUAACCGAGAAUUUUCACUACAUAAUUUCACCAAUUGUUAGAAAUAUUUCUUUCCCUUUAACUCAAUUUAUUUGCACGUUAUAUUUUAAAUAAUUAUUUUCACGUAUUUUAGUUGUGCGUUAUAAUUUACUGAUGGAAACAGCUUUGUAAAUAUUUUGUAAGAACAUUUUGGAAGAAAUGAAUGUUUAAUCCAUGUUUGUAAACAGGAUAAAGAUUCGUCCUGAUUUACAUAAACUUCAGCUUUGAUUUUCUCGGCUUAGACAAUGUUUAUUUUUAAAUUUACUUCGCCAUGCAAUGAACUCAUAAGAUGGGUCGCAUCCGAUCUGUAUCUGAUAAUAUACAAACUCUCGCCUUCGGCUCGAGUUUGCAUGUAUAUCAGAUACAGAUCGGCUGCUCAUGUUUUAUCUAGUAUACAUUGGGCUACAUGUUAUAGAUUCUCCUAUUAAAAGCGUCUGUAUAGUUUUGCGAUAUUUUGACCAAAAUCGGUAUAUAUAUAUUCUUGGUAUCACGGGGUUGCCUAUGGCUAUGGGGAGCAAACAUUCAGCAUCGCGGCAAACACCCAGUUUUGUAAAAUGUUUUAACCGCGUGUAUUCGUAUCGAGCUUUCCUCAUUAUGUUUAUAGUAAGGCUUGUGAAAUAACUCACGUGUGAUGGCAUCUUUACUUCAAUGAUACAAACCAGGUGAUCUUGAUACGCGGAAAAGUACUGGCACUAGUUGUCAAAUAGAAAUCCAUUUUAUGAUUAAAACAACUGAAUAUCUCCUGUAAUAUACUUUACUUCAAUUCCAUAUUUUUGUCAGAGCUAUAGUUCUCAUAACCAAACAUAAUUACAAAAUUUCAACUAGUUUCAUAAAGAAUAACAAAAGAUAUAAUUGACUGAAUGCAUCAAAAUGGAUUUCUAUUCGGAUAACCCUUUCUGAGUGCUGAUUGGCUAAAAUACAAACACGAGAUCACCUGGAAGACAAUAGUUUUGUAAUUGAUUCCCAUAGGUGGAGAAAAUGCGAUUUUUGACCAGCAAUUUUUAAUCCGAUCAUAUUUGGCUAAACUUUGUUUGCAAGUGUACAAAAAAGGUAUCAUUUGACAGCUAAUACCGCAUCUUUAUGGUGACGCAUCAGAACAUGCUAUAAAUGUUGGAUUACAUUUUUGACACCCGCUGUAUUGAUGUAUUUGUUAAAGGAGGUUGGCAGUAAAAAUUCAGUUUGUGCUAUUUUAAAAUAACCAAUCGAAACUAACCAAAAACUUGCUCUUGGUUGCAAUUUUAAAUUUCGAAUUGAAUAGAAGCAUUUUAAACAACUUUUGAUCUUUACUCGGUCACUUAGAGGAAAUGUUAUAAGGCUAUCCUCAUGCUUGACGUCAUCAAAACCAUAGUCAAUGAGGUUAAGAAUCAAUCCAAGAUGGCGGAAAGCUCAUUGCCUUCAGUCAAAAAUUAGACAUGAGAACUCUGCAACAAAACUUAAUACAUAAUUUUCAACGUUCUUUUAAAUGAGACGAACUAAAUUUGUGCUAAAGUGCCAUUAUUAACCCCAACUAUAAUUUUUAAUUGCGUAAUGUUCGGACAGGGCCGUCGCGAAUAGACUAGACAGGGGGGUGUAGUAUCGCAUUUGCCGACAACAUCUCAGUCGCUAAUUAAUAUUUCUUUUCUCAAUUUUCCGGACAUACCAUUUUUCACUAACUUUCGUCUCUAUGUACCAUAAUUUGUUAAAUUUUUCGGCAAUGUUUUCGUAAAUUUAUCAUAAUUUUUGCUACAACUACAGGAGUUUCAGAAUGAUUUGAAGUAGGCGGUUGUACCAAAAAAGUAGCCGGCUGUGACUGAUAGUUAAAAAAUCUUGCGUGGAGGGGGGGUACCCUCGCAUGGAAAUUUAAAAAAUUUUCGCCACAAAUUAACAAUCAAAUAAUAUAGAAUAAGUAAAAAGACAAAGUACAACUGUUAGCAUGUUAGAUUUAGAUGUCAUUUGCAUUUUACUUGUAAGUGACAAUGUACUUUAAUGUGCUACUAGUAGUUUAAUUUUUAGAGCUGCAUGAACAGAAUGACAAUGUACACUACAGUAAUAGUAUUAAUUUAUGAGUCCGAAAUCAUUAAUCAAAUGAUGUUAUACUUAUGUACGUAAUGAACUUCACUUCAUCCCUUCUUUCUUUUGCUAUGUUUGGUACUGGUAAUUUAUCUUAUUGAUCUUCCGAAAUAAGUGAUGUUUUGCUUGAAUUCAGGGCUUGAAUUUUAUGGCACUUAUACCGUAGAGGGAGAACAAAAUUUUUUGCCGUAUUGUAUAAUUUUUAAACUGUUCACUGUGCAUUACUAUUUUGAUACUUGAAUUCAGAUGUUGAUCAAAUCAUCCGUAAAUUACUAUUUUAGUCUCAGUUUUCUUCGAAAAAAAACCACUAAAGAAAUACGUAAACAUGUUUCUAGCUUGUCAGCAAUCCAAAGUAACAAUAAAAUUAAAUUUUUAUUGCAGUAAUUUGAAAAAAUGCCGUGGAAAUUGACAAAAUUGCCGUAGACAGCUGUUAACAUUCUACGGCAAUUUUUAACGCCAUUGCCGUCGAUUGAUUUCAGGGAAAUUUGAGGCCAACUUGAAUUCCAAUUGUACCUUUGUAUAUAAAAUUUUUCCUGUGACCAGACGAAAAGUAGCCGGCGGUAAAAGUUCAACUCCGCCGGCUUAAUCUGAAACCCCUGCAACUAUUACUUUUUAAUUAAUCCGAGCCAUUCAAAUAUCUUCGCUGACCACGAAAACAAUUUGCCGAUAAAUCCGUUAUUUUUCCGAAAAGAUGUUUUCAGGGGUGUCAACCACCCCCCUCCCCCUCCCUAUAGCGACGGCCUUGUGUUCGGAUCAUUUUAACGAGAAGAAGUAUACUAUAUAUCUUUGUUGGAAAACGAAUUUUCAUUAUCAAUUAGGUUGCCGGUUACGAUAUCAUAAGAAGUUUAGAACGAUUUUUGUUGCAACUGAGAACAAAGGCGAACAAUGAACGCAAAUUGUAUACCAACUAUAAUACUAUUUUUAAAAAAACUGCGGUUGCCAUAGAGUAUUUUAAAACACAAACCAAUAGACACUCCGAAAACUGUCAAAAUUUUCAUUCUUUACGUUUCGACUAUAAUAUAAGUAUGGACGAAAUGUAAAUUAUAGUCGAAAGGUGAAGAAUGAAAAUGUUCACAAAAUGUUCGGAGUGCCUAUUGUUUUGUGUUUUAUUAUAUAUAAUAUAAUACUAUUACGAAUAAUAAGAUGACAGGAUGUGUACAAAAUGUGUACAAAAUGUCUUUGUAACUAUACUCUCAUCGCUCUUUCAAAUCGGACAUUAUUUACGUUGCCGCUUCCUUCAAUAAAACCAAAUAUUCUCGACAUCUUUGAGGAGUGUAAAUGUUUUGCUUCCGCUUGUUAACAAAGAAUUGCGCAUGUUUCUAAGAGUUCUUCAUUAUUACCAAAUAUAAAUCAUGUGAUAACAUUGCACGACAUAAAUAUUAAACCUUGUUUAAACUAAAAGUAUUAAGAUAUCCACAAUGCCUAUGUCAAUGUCAGAAGCGACUAUUUACUUCAUUCUGGUGAUAUCGACAUUCUACCAAGUGAAUAGCCAGAAUAUAAGUAUAAUAAGGGGAAAAAAGGAUCUAUUUACGAAUCUAGCUGGCUGUGAACCUACAAAAGCUGUGUGUUUCGACGAGAACUGCACAUAUUGUCAAUGUGAAAGGGACAAGGAAACUUUCAUUCCAACAAGAGGCAAAGAUGGGGAAUGUGUACCAAAUGAAUACUUGGCUUAUGUGACAUGUAAGUGACAUGGUAGGCUACGAACAUAUAGGUAGACUAGUAGUCAUGAAAUACUUUUUUUCAACAUCAAUAUACAACUUGCAUGUUAGAGUAAUUUUUGAUCUAGGCAAAAAAAGUAAAUUCCCGUAAAGAAUUAUUUUAAAUUAGUAAAAUUGCAAAACCCAGUUACGAAAUAUAUCCUUGCGAAGUUCGCCUAUUUUGUAUAGCUAUAUGUUUGUAUUACAUGUCUGGAAAUUGUUGCCAUUUUUGAGCCGAAAAUGGUAACAAUUUCCGCACGUAAUAUACAAACGUAUACAAAAUUUGGAAACUUUGCAAGGCUAUAUAUUUUCCAAGCUUUACAACAUUUCGCAAACAAAUUUUGCAAUUUUCUAUCAUAUAUAUCAGAGUUGAAUUGGUUUGCUUUGACGCACCGCGAGCCGUAUAUAGCAUAAAGCCUUAUAUGAAUAAUAUAAUUAGAUAAGAAAUCAAGAAAUCUACCAAAAUCUUUCUUAAAGAUGAACGAAAUAGGCAUGCACUCAUGCAUUGUUGGAAAACUGACUCAACUUUGUAAAAUAAGUUAAAGAUAAAAAUCGAGAACCAGGGCUGUAUGCAUGCUUUGACUUUGUUAUAUAAUAUUCAACAAAAUUAGGCAAUAUGCUAUUUUCUGUGUUGGUGUAAUGUACUCAAAUAAAUAAGAUGCUUGUGAUGUUACUCUGAGUGUAACAUCACAAACAUCUCACCUGAGUACAUUACACCAACACAGAAAAUAUCAUGAUUACACUGAUAUCGAAGGAACUAGACUCAGUUCCGAAACAUCACAUACUCGAAACGACCUGACCGCGUAGCUCAGGAGAGACCCUGGGAACGAGGUUGGUAGCUCAGUUGGCAGAGCAUUGGGCUAGUAUUCCAAAGGUCGUAGGUUCGAUUCCUACCGUGGCCAGGCAUAUUUUUCAAGCCUGUCCAGCGUGGAUAUACAUUCAGAGUAACAUCACAAGCAAAAUUAUAUCCAUGCACUAGCUUAUUUAUUUAUUUAUUUAUUUAUUUAUUUAUUUAUUUAUUAACUUUACAACCAAACAUAAAAUAGAUUAAACCACUACAUAAUAUGGUUGAAGGUAUGGUAUAUAUGAUGAACAAAAGUUUUGAAUGUGGGUUUCCAGAGAACGUUGUGAGAAACAAUAAAACUCGAGGGAUCAAAUCACAUGAAAAAUAUAACAAAAGCUUUGCAUGCAGUUUCGCGCGAAGGCCCAGAUAGUUUGAUUUUUACAAUUCCUCAAGUUUAAAAUGAUUAACACUACCUAAUUGCAUCUACAUAUAUCGUCUGGAAACGCGUUACCCCCCCCCCCCCCCCCCCCGCGUGUGCGCGUUGUACGCUUCUGAAAAUAGUGUAAUGAACAAAGCAAUGUAGCAAACAUCUAACUGAAUAUAAAUUUUUCUAAUGUAGCAUAUAAUUCUUCAUUCCUUGUACAAGAUGUGAGCAAAACAUUUUGUUUGGAUUACACCUACGAGAGGUUGGUAAAAUAACCGAUACGGGAUAAAAAGCAUUGCCAAAUACAUCAAUGUGGUGUUGUUUUCUACAAUGCAAAACUGAGAAACCGUACAGAUAUAUAAAAUACAAAAGAACAGUAUAACUCCGUAUAGACAUAUUUUAAGCUUGCUAAGCAGGUCCUGCAAUUUCGUUGCAACGUGCAUGCAUAGCUCUGAUACGAUUCAGUUGACCUUUUUAUCAAUAGCAAGUAGCAACUCCCAUAUUGAAAUCUCAAUGCAUUGGUUCAUCAUUGGAGAUUGAACUUUUUAAUGAACUACAUGAAACUCAUAUAAUGUAAUAAUAUAACAAUAAGAAGUCACAACCCAUUAAUCGGAAUAAUUUUCCGUUUAAUUUUUCGUGAAUUUGACAAUCGCGCUGUUCUCCAUGACAUCCGUGAGUCUCUUAUAACAUUGACAUAUUUGUGAAGAGCCAACAUGGCUUAAUUGUGACAUAAUAAUAUAUCUAACAUGCGCAUAGUUUGGAAAUGUUUCACUUGAAGGAAUAAGGGAAAGGAAUAUAGGAAUACAUAGAGCUAAUUUUGUUUAUGACUCUUCUUGCAGAUAUGUGGGAGGAAAUCCAAAAUGCAACACAAAUGCAAGAUCCCAACGCUGGCUCUGGACUAAAAAUCAACAACUUUUGAACUUGGACGCAUUAGAAUGUGUCACAAACACUUACUAUGCAACACUCGAUAAAUGUAUUGCAAAUAACGUGAAACAAUUGUUGAAAUGUGAGCGUGAGGAUUCUUAUUAUGUUUCCAUUUAUGGACUGAGAAGAAGAAACUUGAAAUGGAAGCGUUAUGGUUCAAAUCAAACUUUAUGCUCAGAAGGUAAUAGUGUUGUACAUGUACAUAUAUAGAUAAUGAUUAUUUGUGUUCAGUUUUUAAAGCUUUCCAAAAACAGGCCGCACCCAAGGUGUGAUAUCUGUACUUAAGGCGGAUUUAUUACUGAAACGGAUAUUCCUCAAAAAGAUGACGCCCUUCUAAGAUAUCUGAUAAGGAUUUCCCUUUUAUUCGAACAACAAUGAAUGACGGAUUCUUUCCGCCUGACUUCGUGUGAACACGUCAUGUCUAGGUCAGGGUAUAUGGCAAGAUUUUGCAUCAUCGCUCAGCUGUCUAGUUUAAUUAAUUCUCCAACGAUCGUAAGCCAAAUUAAGCUAAACUCAGCUAAAGUCAUACCUACGCUAGUAGUGUAAAUAUGACAUACAGCUAUAGUAUAGAAGUUUGUGCAUUUGUUAAUAGAAAAAAAUUCCAAUAUAUAAAGAAUCACUGUAACAACUGUAGUUUGGUUUUCAACGAGAAUGACAGCUCUAUCGCAGCUAUAUACUGACCUUUUCACACCCGUAGAAAUAAUAAGUCAUUAGUAAUUUUUACUGAAAAGAAAGACUGAAAGACCUUUCUAAUAAAGGGUGCCUCUUCGACAGCUAUGGUUGCAAGUACAGAACAACUGCUUCAAGUGAACACCAAAGCAUAUAAUACAUUCUCGAAUUUAAAUGGCAUAUAUGUUUACACCACUGAGCUCAAAAUAUGUCUGGAGUAAGAACUUCAGUCAUGCGGCCUCUGAGAAUAGUGAAGCCAUGCAAGAUGGCGGAAAUUGACGCCCAAAAUCUAUGAAGGCCAUAAACACUUUUCAUGUUAUUUUUCCCAGCUAAUUCCAGUGUUUUCCAACAGAUCGUAUUGCAAAUCAAGUUAUCAGUUCAUAAAACCACAAUAUUAUUAUUUAAAUUUAAGUCAAAAUAUGAAAUUUCGGCACACUCAUCCUAGUCUGUGCUAACCGCGCCGACAAAAACAGUAGACUGGCAUUGAACGUCAAUUUCCGCCAACUUUGACUUCCUUUUUUGGAUGUGAGUUCUUACUCCAGGUAUAUGGAGCUCACUUGUAUACCUCCUUGUGAACCCCAAAAUACAAAUGAAAACUACAACUGAAACUUAGGGACCAAAUAGUAAUCCAAGAUACAACACAGUCGCUCAAGUUGUACAAACAUUGCAAAUGUACCAUCUUACUAACCUUAUUAUUGUCGGGAUAGCAAUACAAAUUCAUCAAGGGUUUCUUUUUGCUUUCGCAGCGGUUGGAUGCGAGACCUUUCAAGAUGAUUCAUCGCUUCUCAUCCUAAAUAAAACAUCAAAAUGUCAAGAGUCUGAAUGUUGGGGAGAAAAAGAAAUCAAUGUUGGCACGUGGAACGUCACAGAAUGUUCUCUCUUGCCAAAUCAAGUACAGUAUCUACACAAAGAUGGAUGGCAACCUUUGUCAAUGGCAACAAACAGUUUGGUUGUAGUGGCAAGCGAAAAUAAAGUGUUGUUAAAGGUACGCUAUGUUUUAUCUCAGACGUAUAUCUCGGGGUCCAAUAAUUGGUAAGAAUCUAAAAUAAGCAGUCGUGGUUUUGGUUCGAACUAAAAAUAAAAAUAAAAAAUUCCUUAAAACGGUUUCAAACAAACCUACGACAGGCUCUCCAACCUGGAUUAUAUUAUUUAUCUUGUAAAAAUCAUCUAUUUUGUACUUAAAGUGGGAUUUGAUCAAGACUCCGAUGAGUUGGAAAGGACUAAUUGUGAAAGUACAAUAUCAAUGUAAAAGUGAUGAAGAAUAUCAGGACAAUAGAGAUGUCCAUUGUGUGCUUAUUAAAUACAGGGGACUUUUCACCG
Paramuricea clavata is the source of this 10773-nucleotide messenger RNA. The record is from the annotation of a GenBank genome assembly. NCBI's taxonomy places the organism in Eukaryota, Metazoa, Cnidaria, Anthozoa, Malacalcyonacea, Plexauridae.